Messenger RNA from Vairimorpha ceranae, 666 nucleotides. RefSeq lists its product as hypothetical. Bases 1 to 666 code for a protein of 221 amino acids. Lineage: Eukaryota; Fungi; Microsporidia; Nosematidae. The record is from RefSeq and is a predicted model, not a curated record. The transcript has a single exon.
AUGUUAAAUCUUUCUACAUCUGAUUUAGAUAUUCUAGCUAAACUAAAUAUGUCACAGACUACUGACCCUUUUGAAAUUGUAAAUGCUAUUGCAGAUUAUUUUUAUAACAGAAAAAUGUACAGGGAAGGCUUUUGUUUUAUAAAAAGAAAUUCAAAAUUUGCCUUACCUUACGAAUACAUAUCUUAUAUGAUAUAUUUUAAUGAAUAUAAUAUAAGUGGAUCUUUUGAAUACACACAUAUAAUAUUUGAUAUAUUAAAAUAUAAAUAUAAAAAUAUUAAAGAUGUUAUUAUACCUAUUAAAGUUAACAAAAACAUAUGUAGUAGUAAAUGUACUGAUAUAAUUUGCACACAUAGAUAUUGCAGAUAUCAUAAAUUAUUUUCAAAUGAUAAAUCCUUAGAAGAAAUUUUAAAAAUGGCAUAUGAUAUCUUUUGCGAUGGGCCAUUUGAUUACAAAAAAUUACUACAGAAUUUUGAAGAAUAUGAAAGAAUAGAGAUUUUAAAAAAAAUACUAAAAAAAUAUAAUGUGCCUGAAUUACAACAGAUACUACAAAAAAUUAUAAAUGAAAGAAAAAAGAAUAAAAUUGAUAUAAUAAGGUAUGUAUUGUGCCAAGAACCUAUUAAUAUAAGAUAUUUAUAUGAAAUUUCUGAAUAUAAAGUUAUUACAUAA